Trifolium pratense (red clover) is the source of this 1658-nucleotide messenger RNA. Its product is annotated as protein ABCI12, chloroplastic. The record is from RefSeq and is a predicted model, not a curated record. Bases 103 to 1233 code for a protein of 376 amino acids. NCBI's taxonomy places the organism in Eukaryota, Viridiplantae, Streptophyta, Magnoliopsida, Fabales, Fabaceae. Gene Ontology annotation, cellular component: chloroplast. The transcript has 8 exons.
CUUUCCCCAUGAGUUUGAGAAACUAUAAAAAUAAAACAGCAAUUCUUCCUUAAUCCUUUCCUCUUUGUUGUGUUUCAAAAAACACCAUACUCUGAAACACCCAUGAACUGUAACCAUGCCACUUUCCUCUUGGUUUCUUUGCCAUCACCACCACCACAUGUGCUUUUCCCAAAAUUCCAUUUUUCAGUGCCAAAGAAAACUCUUUUGACAUCGAAGCUUAACAGGAAUGCAAUUCUUAGAAUUAAAGCUUCAAAUGAUGAUAAUGGGCAAUCAGCAAAUUGGUCUAAGUGGAUUCCCAAAGACACUUUUUCUGGUGAUAAAGUUUUCAGAUUGAUUUCUAGUGCUACUGCUAGUCCAAUUGGACAGUUUGUAUCUUCACCAACCACUUUUCUUCACUCUAUUGAUCCACGAGUUAAAUUGGUAUGGCUUUUAGUUCUCGUUGUUCUACCGGCAAGGUCACAUAUAAUUAUGCGAUUUGGAUUGGUAGCAUACUUGACUUUGCUUUCAAUUUGGAUUCUACCAAGAAAUGCUUGGAUGGAUCAAUUGGGGCGAGUUUAUUUUCUGUCAGCAUUGUUAUUCAUUACAUUAGGGCUGAGUUCAGAUGGCGUGCCAGCACUUGUUCAGUCAAGAACUCCACCAUCUGUGACGACGGGGCUUCCAAAUCUCCCUAUAUCUUUAACAGGUUAUUCAUAUGUAAUCUCAAAGUUAGGUCCAUUAACCUUUACGAGGAAAGGAUUAUCUGUAGGAAGCACUGUUGCAUGUUUGACUUUUACAGUAUUUCAAAGUGCAAGUCUUUGCCUCACAACCACAACUCCUGAACAGCUAGCAUCUGCAUUGCGAUGGUUCAUGCUUCCUCUGAGAUACAUAGGUGUAUCUGUAUCGGAAAUUGUGCUUACCCUUUUAUUGUCAUUGAGAUUUAUCAGUCUAGUUUUUGAUGAGGUCCGGAACAUUGCAUUGGGAAUAGUAUCUCGUAGGGUAAAUUGGAAACAAUUGACUGUUAUGGAGACAAUUGAUAUUUUCUUUAACUACUUCCGUCGCAUCUUCAAAAAUAUUUUCAGCCAUGCAGAGCAAAUUUCUCAGGCUAUGAUAGCCAGAGGUUUUAAAGGGAACGUCGACAAUCACAAAAUUUAUUUCUUGUCAGAAUCAUCUUUUGGGAUGGCAGAUAUUGUAUGUUUGUUGAAUUUGACAGUUGUCAUAGGAGCUUCUCUCUUGUCUGAGUACUACCUUGUCUAAUGAGAAAGAUAGGUCACUUUUGCAUCGGUUCUUGACAUGGUUUUGGAUGAAAAAGCUACUCGGAAACUUUCUUCGUGAAGUAUCUAAACGGGUUGCUUCAAAGUUGAAAACACGGGUUUGGAUUUAUUUGCUUUCGUAAGUUAGAUGAGUCAUAUUGUAGCUAUAUCAACAUAAUUGUUGUAUUACACAAUAUGUAGGAAAUCAUUGUUUUUAUAACAAGUUUCCACAUCCUUUUGAUAUAGCGCAAGGGGUUGAUGCACAGUGUACGAGUGUUGUAAAUCCGGGAUACCGAGUUAAUGAUAAAAGAAAAAGCACAGAUAAAGGAUAUUGAAGCCAGUAAAGGUUGUUACUGUCAUGAGUUUGUCUAUUUGAACUCUUGUAACAUUGCAAAUAGUAAAUCUGAAAGCCCUAUUGAGUAUAAUAAA